CUUCCGCUCGCUCUCUCUCUCUCGCCACUGAUUCUAACUGAUUCCUUCCUUUCUCUUUCUCUCUCUCCCUUCUUCCCUUUCUGAAAAUCUCAUCCUCAAAAUAUCAAAUUCGCAGCAUUUUCUCCUCCCUCGACUCGAUCUCAAGAUCCCAUACCAGCAAAAGCCACAUAAUCGACUGCAAUCCAAAACCGAAAUUUUCGAUUUUUUUCUGUAUUUUCUAGAUGUUUUUGAUGAGAUUGAAGGGAGAAAUCUCGCUCAGAAAUGAGGAAGAGAAGGAAAACGAUCGGAAUCCUCAGCAGCAGCAACUGUAUGCGAUCUCCGCUGCAGGAUUUCCGCCACAGCAGAAGCUCGUUGUGGGAUACGCUCUGACGUCGAAGAAGGCGAAGAGCUUCUUGCAACCUAAGCUCGAGGGAUUGGCUCGGAAGAAGGGGAUCUUAUUUGUUGCGAUCGACCACAACAGGCCUCUUUCAGAUCAAGGUCCUUUCGACAUUGUUUUACAUAAGUUGUCAGGAAAGGAGUGGCGCCAGAUUCUCGAGGAUUACCGGCUAAAGCAUCCUGAAGUUACAGUCCUUGACCCACCAGAUGCUAUACAGCAUGUGCACAACCGCCAAUCGAUGCUCCAGGAUGUGGCUGAUUUGAACUUAUCCGACUGCUAUGGAAAAGUUGGUGUUCCUAGGCAACUUGUCAUCACCAAAGACCCAUCAUCUAUUCCUGAUGCGGUGACUAAAGCGGGGCUAACACUACCCUUAGUUGCAAAACCAUUGGUUGUGGAUGGAAGUGCAAAAUCACAUGAACUCUCUCUUGCAUACGAUCAGUUCGCCCUAUCAAAACUCGAUCCUCCCUUGGUACUACAGGAGUUUGUUAAUCAUGGUGGUCUUCUGUUUAAGGUUUAUAUUGUUGGCGAAGCUAUAAAGGUUGUUCGACGGUUUUCCCUACCUGAUGUCAAUAAACAUGAACUUUUGAAUAACGGAGGUGUCUAUCAGUUUCCAAGGGUUUCUUGUGCGGCAGCUUGUGCCGAUGGUGCAGAUCUUGACCCAAGUGUUGCAGAGCUUCCACCACGACCUUUGCUCGAGAGGCUUGCAAAGGAGCUACGUCGUAAACUGGGACUACGACUGUUCAACCUCGAUAUAAUCCGAGAGCUUGGUACCAGAGACCGUUUUUAUGUCAUUGACAUCAACUACUUCCCUGGGUAUGGGAAGAUGCCGGAAUACGAGCACAUAUUUACAGACUUCCUCCUAAGCCUGGUUCAAGGCAAUUAUAAAAGACGUCCUGUGAAUAACAGCUGAAGGUGCGGUGGCAGGCACUUUUGACUUGCAAAUAGCGUGCUGACCUUCUAAAUCCCAAAAGAGGGUUUUACCCAUAUAUGCCUUGAAUUCCAUGUACAAACACUUGUAUGAUCUGUGCUUGCAGCUGAGAGAGGUAAUGUAGCUGCUGCUGUAAUUAUUUCUGGCAUGGCAUGACUCUUUCUAAGCUUCUUUAUCAUGUACACAAGCUUGUCCAAUAACAAAGAAACUUUUUAUC
Molecule: messenger RNA, 1521 nt
Organism: Magnolia sinica
Lineage: Eukaryota; Viridiplantae; Streptophyta; Magnoliopsida; Magnoliales; Magnoliaceae
Product: inositol-tetrakisphosphate 1-kinase 3-like
Exons: 10
Coding region: 222-1286 (354 amino acids)
Biological process (GO): inositol trisphosphate metabolic process
Cellular component (GO): cytoplasm
Molecular function (GO): magnesium ion binding; inositol-1,3,4-trisphosphate 6-kinase activity; ATP binding
Source: RefSeq, a predicted model, not a curated record